AUGUCGGAUACCGAUAAACCACAGGAGGAUUUCAUCUCCGACAGAGCUAAAAGCUCAAGCACGAAUCUUCCGGAAGCUGAAAAGGUCGUAACUCUUGACACAUUACAUAAUGACGAGGCGAUCAAAGUUCUUGCAAAUUACACAGGGGAUGAGACAUGGACAGAUGUGGAAGAAAAGCUUCUUCUCAGACGAAUUGACUGGAAACUGAUGCCAAUCCUGUGCAUCACCUAUGGUCUACAGUACUAUGACAAGGCCAUGUAUUCUCAGGCCGCACUUUUUGGUCUCAUUACUGACUUGGAUCUGGCGAUCGGUAAUCGAUAUUCUUUCGGUGCUGCCAUCCUUUAUCUAGGAUUCAUUAUCGGGACAUAUCCGGCUAUGACCCUUGCUCAGAGGUUUCCAAUCGAACGAGUCGCCUCGGUCAUUGUCACUCUCUGGGGAAUUUGUUUGAUCCUCACUCCUGUCUGUGUCAAUUACAGGGCACUUUACGCGCAAAGAUUCUUCCUUGGAAUGCUCGAAAGUGGGAUUAGUCCCAUGUUCAUGCUCAUUGUAGGAGGAUGGUAUAAAAAGAAUGAACAAGCGAUGCGCAUGGGAAUCUGGUACAGUUGUACCGGUUAUGUCUCGAUAUUUUCGCCCUUGAUUAAUUAUGGCUUGGGUCAUAUCAAAGGGGCUCUCUCACCUUGGAAAUACAUGUACUUUGUCGCCGGUGCAGUCUCUAUUGUGUGGGGUAUUGUACUCGUGUUUCUCUUACCUGCCGACCCAGUCAGUGCCCGAGGGUUCAAUGAGCGACAACGGUACAUCGCAGUUGCCCGGCUGCGUACCAAUAACUCGGGAGUACGAAACACUCACUAUAAGAAGGGGCAGGUUGCCGAAUUGCUUUACGACAUCAAAUUUUGGCUCAUCUUCCUUAUCGCUUUUCUAAGCAUGAUUGCUAACGGGCCUAUUUCGACCUUCAUUCCAACCAUCAUUGCCUCCUUUGGCUUCAGUACUCUCAACUCUCUACUAUUGGUCAUGCCACAGGGAUUUCUCGGGGGCUCUUACAUGCUUAUUGCACCAUAUCUAGCAUACCGUUUCUCUGAAAAUAGUGUUAGAUCAUGGAUUGUUUUCACAGCUCAGAUGAUCACGACAUUAGCCGCUAUUUUGUUGGUAACGCUGCCUAUUGAUGCAACUGGUGGCCUGCUGUUCGCAUGCUAUAUCCUCCCUGCUAUUGGAGGGGGCUACGGAGUACUCAUGGGGCUUCAAAUUGCAAAUAUUGCUGGAUAUACCAAGCGUGCUAUUGCCUCAUCUGGUCUAUAUGUAGGGUACUGUCUAGGCAAUUUCACUGGCCCUCUUCUCUACAAAGAACACGAUGCUCCUCGCUAUACCCCAGGGUUUAUAGUGGUUAUUGUAACAUCCUUAAUCGCGGGCAUCCUAGUACUUAUAUAUCGGUUUGUCUGUGCAUCUGACAAUCAGCGUCGAGAUGGAUCUGGUACUGCUGAGGGAUAUGAGAAUGCAUACCAAGAUGAUUUGACUGAUAAAACGAACCCACAAUUCAGGUACAUUUUGUAA
This is a messenger RNA of Penicillium angulare, 1545 nucleotides long. RefSeq lists its product as uncharacterized. Gene Ontology annotation, biological process: transmembrane transport. The transcript has 6 exons. Gene Ontology annotation, molecular function: transmembrane transporter activity. Lineage: Eukaryota; Fungi; Ascomycota; Eurotiomycetes; Eurotiales; Aspergillaceae. Bases 1 to 1545 code for a protein of 514 amino acids. The record is from RefSeq and is a predicted model, not a curated record. Gene Ontology annotation, cellular component: membrane.